Messenger RNA from Lethenteron reissneri (Far Eastern brook lamprey), 6465 nucleotides. RefSeq names its product mannosidase alpha class 2B member 1 (gene MAN2B1). Gene Ontology annotation, biological process: mannose metabolic process. The record is from RefSeq and is a predicted model, not a curated record. Gene Ontology annotation, molecular function: alpha-mannosidase activity; carbohydrate binding. Gene Ontology annotation, cellular component: lysosome. NCBI's taxonomy places the organism in Eukaryota, Metazoa, Chordata, Hyperoartia, Petromyzontiformes, Petromyzontidae.
UGCCACUUGGGACACAAGUGGUGGCAGUCUCGAACAGCACUUGCGCUCUGUGCGACACGCGCGCGUGUUACAAGGCGGGUCUACCUUGUUUAUUAUAUAUCUAACUUGCUUUUCACGUGGAUCUUGUUUAAAAUCGGCAAUCACCUGACCUGGGGAACUAGAAAAACAACAACAACAACAGCAGCAGCAGCCUCAGCGAUCGUUGUCGGGCUGAUCACGCGGCCUGCUUCCUCCUCCUCUUCCUCCUCCCUCGUUCGUUCGUUCACCAGAAGAGGUUUCAUCUUUCGACGAGAAGAUGUUGCCUACGACGACGAUGAUGAUGAAGAUGUUGGUGAUGUUGGCGAUGGUGGCGAUGUGCCGAGCCUGCAGCUACGAGAAUUGUCCCACGUCCCAUCCAGAUAUGAUCAACGUUCACCUCGUUCCACACACGCAUGACGACGUGGGGUGGCUCAAAACCGUCGACGAGUACUACUAUGGAGAAAAAAACGACAUCCAGCACGCGGGUGUCCAGUACAUCUUGGAUUCGGUGAUUCCUGCGUUGGAACAGAACCCGUCCCGUCGCUUUAUCUAUGUGGAGAUGGCCUUCCUGAAGCGCUGGUGGAAACAGCAGGGAGAAGCCAUGCGGCGACGUGUGCGUGCACUUGUAUCGCAAGGACGCUUGGAGAUCAUCAACGGCGGCUGGUGCAUGAACGACGAGGCGACGACGCACUACAACGGCAUCAUCGACCAGAUGACGCUGGGGCUGCGCUUCGUGAGCGAUGAGUUCGGGGGCUGCGCCCGUCCGCGUGUCGCCUGGCACAUCGACCCGUUCGGUCAUUCGCGCGAGCAGGCAUCCCUCUUCGCGCAGAUGGGCUUUGAUGGAUUCUUUUUUGGGCGACUGGAUUACCAAGACAAAGAGCAGCGUAUGAAGGACAAGCAGAUGGAGUUGGUGUGGAGGGGCAGCAAAAGCAUGGGACCGCCUGUGGCCGACCUAUUCACAGGUGUGCUGUUCAAUGGCUACAACCCGCCACCCGGCUUCUGCUUCGAUCAGUUCUGUGACGAUGAGCCCAUCCAGGAUGACCCCAGCCUUUUCAACUACAACGUGGACUCUCGCACGCGUGACUUCCUCAAGGAAGUUGCCAAACAGGCCAAGUUUUACCGCACAAACCACAUCAUCAUGACCAUGGGCUCUGACUUCCAGUACGAAAACGCCAACCUCUGGUUCAAGAAUCUGGACAAGCUCAUCACCUAUGUCAACCAGCUGCAAGUGAACGGCAGCAAGGUUAACUUGGUGUACUCCACGCCAACCUGUUACCUCAACGAGCUAAACAAAGCAAACCUCACAUGGACUGUGAAGGAGGACGACUUCUUCCCGUACGCAGACGGCCCUCACCAGUUCUGGACUGGAUACUUCACGAGUCGCCCGGCCCUUAAGCUCUUUGAGAGGCGCAGCAAUAACCUCCUGCAGGUGUGCACUCAGCUGGAGGUGAUUGUGGCGAGCGGCGCAGCUCGAGGACCCUUGGGACGCGGGUCCAGCUUCCUGCUGUGGGAGGCGAUGGGGGUAGCUCAGCACCACGACGCCGUGUCCGGCACGGAGAAGCAGCAGGUCGCCUACGAUUACGCCAUGCGUCUCUCCCUCGGCUGGGACAGCUGCGAGAUGCUCAUCAGCAAUGCGCUGGCUGCUCUGUCCGGGAGUGGAAAGCCCACGGAGAUCUGCCGCUACCUCAACAUCAGCGUCUGCCCGGCCACGGAGAGUGCUGGCGCGUUUACGGUGGUGCUGUACAAUCCUCUGGGGCGAAGCGUCACGGAGAACGUGCGUCUGCCCGUCAAUGGUUCCCGCUACCUGGUGCAAGAUCCCAGCGGGGCCACCAUGGUGUCCAAGGUGUUCCCCGUGUCGGAUGCGACGCGUGCCGUUCGCCGAACCCUGGGCACAGCCUCCGGCGAGCUCGUCUUCCAGGCGGCGAUCCCUCCUCUGGGAUUCGCCCGCUUCUCUGUGAGCCGAGCCGCCCGGCGGCCCGCAGAGGCCCUCACCGGAUUUGUGGCGCGCGGCCCAAGAGCCGGAGGCAAAGGGGCUCCCAUCUACAUCAAAAACGAGUACUACACGCUGACCUUUGAUGGAAUCUCGGGACUCCUGAGCAACGUGGAGAACAGGAAGAGCUCCCUGUCACUGCCUGUAACACAGAACUUCUACUGGUACAAAUCGAGCAAGGGUGAGGAGGACAACGGUCAGGCCUCCGGCGCAUACAUCUUCCGUCCAAACUCCUCCGAAGCCUUCCCUGUCGCCAAAUCCGCGGUCACGCACUUCACCGUUGACCCCUUGCUACAGGAGGUGCGCCAAGUCUUCUCGCCCUGGUGCUCGCAGGUAAUUCGUCUCUACCCGGGCAAGCCGUACGUGGAGCUGGAGUGGACCGUGGGGCCCAUCCCUCUCGCGGACAAAAUUGGCAAGGAGGUUUUGGUUCGGUUUGACACUCCGUUAAAAACCGACGGUGUGUUCUUCACCGACUCGAACGGCAGGGAGAUUCUGGAGCGCCGGAGAGACAAAAGGCCAACGUGGCCCUUGAAUCAGACGGAACCCGUGGCCGGCAACUACUACCCGGUCAACAGCCGCAUCUAUAUCAAGGACGAGAAGAUGCAGCUGACAGCUCUGACGGAUCGCUCUCAGGGCGGAGCCAGCAUUCGCGACGGGUCCUUCGAGCUCAUGCUCCACCGGCGGCUUCUUUAUGACGACCACCGCGGGGUGGACGAGGCUCUCAACGAGCCGGGCGAGUGGGGCAACGGCCUGGUCGUCAGGGGGCGGCACCUGCUGGUGCUGGAGGCACCGGCACGAUCGGCCGCGCUGCAUCGUCCGCUCGCUCAGGCCGAGUUCAUGGCGCCCAUGCCACUCAUCGGGCCGCCUGUGCAGGCGUGGCCAUCAUCCACGCUCACCCAGUUUUCGGGGCUGACCCGGCCACUGCCGCCGAGCGUCCACCUCCUGACGCUGGCGCCAUGGGGCGACGGCUCGGUGCUGCUGCGGCUCGAGAACCAGUUUGAGCGCGACGAGGACGCGGCGCUGUCGGGAGAAGUGACCGUCGAGCUCACGGGGUUGUUCUCGCGGUUCGAGAUCACGUCGCUGGAGGAGCUCACCCUAGCGGCCAACCAGCGCAAGGCCGACAUGAAGAGGAUGCGGUGGAGCACAGAAUCGAACGACGUUGAGAAACCAUGGCAGCAGGGAGAGACCGAGUCUGCCCUUUUGGCGAUCACUCUGCAGCCGAUGGAAAUCCGCACCUUUAACGUUACCAUUAAGUAUUUGUAAACACAAGCCUGACCAAUCGCACUGUGUCUUGCACUUCCAAUGUCUCGGAGGAUACAUUUUGUGAAAUUAUAACUCAAGGUUUUGGUGUGGUGGGGUUCGUAAGCAUUCACCCAGAUUAUACGAAACAGAUGUGGGCCAAUUCCACGGUAACAGAAUUGCAGAGAAAAUGUAACUUGAUUAGGGCAUAACAUUUCACGUAAUAAAGGUAGUUCUCGUUCCACGAUUUCAUCAUUAGUAUAAACAUAAAGUGGCUUUUCUAUGUGGGCAUGGUAUGUUAACCAAUUCGGGACUCUGUAAUUCAGAUGGAAAUAUGUCCGUCUUAAGUGAGAAAUUUUCAUAAUAUACCGCGGUGUUGGGCGUACUUGGACGAACUGACUUUUUCACACAAGCAUUGAAUUUUUUGUCCGUGUAAAACUAUUGACUCCAUCCAUAACCGAGCCAUAUUUUCUAAAACUACAGAUUACCACCUUUAAUGUAAAACUCCAAGAGUAAUUUCAGGAUGAUUUUUUUUUUUUGUGGUUACCGAAUUUGUGGAUCGAUCCAUCAGCAUCAUGUGGGGGUUUUCUAUCUUCGAAAUGUUUUUAAAUGCAACCGAGUGGUUUUCGCUCUUGUGCUGCACGGCUCUCCGAUGUGUAUUUCGGCUUGUGCCACAUGGAGUUCAGCACGGUGUCCAACAGUUCUCUCCAUGUUGCUGUGCUUGGGACUCCUGCAAAAACAACCAUGUGCGGCGGGCAUUGGAGCACGUGGAGCGAAACGUCAGGACAUUGUGCCGAACAACACGUGGUACAUCCAGAAAUCGCAUCGGAGAGGUUUUUUUUCUCAACUGCAAUUGCAUUUGCACGUAAUGUAAAUUCCAAUAGUAAAUGUAAAUCGUAAUAAUGACAAUUGAAUCAACGUGGUGGGAAUCGUUAGUCAUUCAGAAUCAGACUUUCAAUAUAUACUGGAGGAAUCCGAGGAGCUAUAAAGCUCUUUAGCACAUAUUCGUUACGCUAUCACACACACACACGUGAGUGACACUGGCAAUGAGAUUCUUGCCAGAUUUGACGUGCGCCCCUGAUCCCUUAAUCCUUUAUGAUGUGUAAGCCAAUGCUUUUAUCUCAUGCUGAUUGAUCCACACGCUAAACGCGACACUAUUAAUGUAACGGUGUUUUGUAAUUGUGAUUUAAUUUUUCUUAUAAUAUUUGCACAAGGAGUGAGGUGGCUGUCUACAUGGAGUUAAUAAUGCCUUGCCCCUAUUUGUCUUCAUGUGAAAUUAUUAUUUUUUGCACGUUAUCAGCAGUAUUGGAAAUGCAAGCAAACUGGACCGGUUUUCACUUUCAAUGUCUGAUCAGCAGAGUCGGGCUUGCUUGAACCAUUGCUGGUGAGCUUCCCUUUGUUUAAAGGCAAGGACCCUCCCUGUCAGAUACGAGUCCUAUUUCUACGCAAAAUAAUGUAAUGCAAAACACAAUCAUUAGUAAACAUACCUGUCAACCCUUUAUCAGUACCUACCUCCUUCUUGGUUCUUUCGGUAAAGUCACGUAGAAACAGGGGCGGUUUCUUCAUUAGGGCGAUUGGGCGACGCACCACCAAUGUCAUUCAACCACAGAGUCACGCUAGCCGCCACUGUGCCUCUGGAUAUAGUCCAAUCAGCGUCAUGUCACAUUCUGUGGAGUACCGCCUCUUUUUGGGAGAUUUCACUCCGGCUAAGAAUCGCCCCGAGUGGCCCCAUAGACUUACAUUCAAAGAUGUUUUUUUUCGACCGGGGGGCGCUGCAAUGCAUUCUCUAUGGCUUCCGGGAGGGCUCGCCCUAACGUGCUUACGUCAUCAUACGCAAGCACGUUUCAUCCAACAAUAUAAUUUGUCGCCACCUAGUGGAAUCUUUAAUAAAAGAAACUUGAGUGGAUUGUAUUAAUAGUGAGUAUAGAAACAAACAAGAUGUAUUGUAAGAGUCACUUUAUUUUUCAUUAAUAUUAAAGAAGUGAAGUUGCCUUUACAUGCUUAAGCUGUUAAUUUAUCCAUUGCAUGGGUAGACCUUAUCCUUAUCAAUCAUCCAGACAUUUGCCCCCCCUGAGAGAUUUUGCAGGAGCCGCCACUGCGUAGAAGGGAAAUAAUAAAAUAAUAACAAUUAAACAUUAUUACAGACCAAUUCAGACCUCCUUAGUUACUCUGUACCCUUAUAAAUCUCAACGUUCACCCUACAAAGUCCCAUCACAAGGGAGAAACACAAACAAAUAAACAAAACUUUUUGCCCGGAUUGAAACGGCUGUACACGCCGUAUGGACCUAAAAACGCUAUUUUCCUGUACAAGAAUAUGGGUUAAACCGUAUGGGUUGACACGGUAUGAGUUAGUGUCAUUGUGGAGGAUGUUAAUAACAAAGUAAACCUUAUAUGGAGAGACAAAAAUGGGAAGGGGGAGGGGGCUUUGUUAAUUUUGUUGUAGACGUUCUCCACUGGCGCUGAAGUAACUAAUUACGGCGUUUUAUUUACGUAAAAAACCUUUCUGGCUGUGUCGGGUGGUGUAGGGUUACGACACAUACUGACACGAUGAUUGUUGUGACAUCGACAUAGGAGGUGGUUUUAGCCGUGUAGCAAGCCGUUCCGUCCAGUCGAGGUGCUUGGCUCCAUGGUUGAGGAGGCAAUGCUGUCCUCAGGUAUUUCCAGUUGCGGGUGCAGACAUCUCAAUUAACUUUUGUGCAGGUGUCCUCUGUCUUAAUUCCUGCUCUUCGUAGCCAGCUGCCCGGGUACCCUUCCACUCCAAGGAGUGCGACGCUACAGAGGGCAGCGUGGGAAGAUGUUUGGUUGUCUCUGUUUAGGCUGUUUAAGUCGCGUCAAGGCAGUGCCUUAUGCUUGUACGGGAACAGAUGUGUUGAUGUAGAAAGAGAGUUAAACAUUGCACUCAUUUGUCGACACAUUGAAUAUAUUUUGAAGAUGAAAAUGUUUAUUUUUAAUACCCGGAGAAAUGUAGUCCCGCCGUUUAGUAAUGAAUGUGAUGAGCGUGGUUGGAAUUUCUGAGCAAGUUGCCAAAUACAGUGAUUGUCGUUGAUUGUGGAACAUUUGAAAUUAUAUCAUUGCAUCAUCUGGACAUUUGUUACUUUAUAAUAAAAAAAGCACCUAAUAAACACUGGCACUUAUUUAAAAAAAAAUACUCUUCACAUGUUCUUUCACCAAGUUAUUCUCAGCUCGCUGCUCAAGUAUAUUUUAUGUUUAUGAAAUAU